CCCCGAUAGGCUGCCCAACAUUCGGGGAGGUCCUCUAUAACCGAACCCAUUCAUCCCCUGCACAUAUCUGACUGCGUCUUCCUUGCAUUGUCUCUUCACACGCACACGCACCCGCACACACAGGAAUCCACAGAAGCCUCAAGCUGAACGGCGGCUGCGUUGACAGCGCCACCCUGCAAGGUGCUCUCAGGUGGUUCGGAACUCAGCUGCAAGUGUGCGAUACGGAUUAGACGCCCACCACACACAUCUCCGCAUCUCGAGACUUGGAGGAUCCUGUGAAGUUCGAGCCUUGCCCUUCUCAGCAAGAUCCCAUGUCUCAAUGGUCAGCAAACGCACGAAGCCUCUGCUCUCUCACUCCUACGAUGCGGCGCCGAACAACCUCGCGGCCUAUCGAUGUUGGUCCCGGCACUCGCGAUUCCUUCACCCGGCAACCCGCACGAUAAGGCCUCAGGAAUCCCCUCCCGUCAGCAGCUGGGGUGUUGCCGGCAACCCUCGUAGCCGCAUCAUCCUCCUCCCCGAAAUGGAUGCGGCUAUCCCACUUCGUCCCUCCUUGCUGCCUGCCUUACCUACGUAGAUAAUCUACAGGAUCCGUACCGGCUCCGCAUGGUUACCGUCUACGGCACUUACCACGAUCCAGCUCCGACUCCAAGUCUCCAUCCUUCAGCGUGAGAAGGUCCAUGAUUCGCCACUCACCGUCCUGGAUCCCAGGCCUCGGGCGCCCCUCAGCCCGGCCUCUCAUCGUGGUUGGAUGGUUUACGACAUUGUCCAGCCGGGGGCCCUUUUUUGAAUCGGACCUUGCUUGACCGCAACAAGCUAGCAGGCAAGCAGAGUAGCCAUUUCGUCAAUUCUGCCGUUGCCCUCAUGGUCCAGUCUUGUUUUCGAGUUGUUUGGAUAGGUGCAGCCACACCAUAUGCCGUUCCACUGGCCAAGACUGAAUAACCUGCCCCGGCCGUAAACCAGCCAACAAUGACCCCCGUUGCAGACACCUCCGACCUCUCGACCCCAAUUUGACAUGACGGGGAUCCAUAUCCAUUGGAGUCUUUCGAGUCCACCGGCUUGUUUCACGUGAGCUGUCUCUUUUUUAUCAUCAAGUCUAUGCUUCUUAACAAGAAUACGUGCUGCGCUAGCUUGCAGAUCGAGGUGAGGGAGAUGGUGUGGUCGUCGUGUUAGUCGUGUUGGGACAGUCGAACUCUACCUGGACUGACCCUGCAACUGGCGAGGCAGGCGGUGUCUCUCGGGGCCUGUCUUUGCUUCCUUCCUUUGGUUCGUUUGUUUCAAUUUCAUUCUCGACUGUAUUUGUCUUGGGAUUCAUUGGCCAUUCUUCAUGACGGCCCAGCGCACUGCACCUGCUGGAGACCACAUGCACCGCCUAUUCCCUUCUCUCUCGAGCCGUAACUCCACCAAAGGAAUAGAGCAGAUGCGCUUGUUCGGAAAGAGACGCCUUGCAGCCACUUGGCGGCGCCUUCUUCUUCGAGGACCUCGACCCCAUCUGCGACAUGACCUGAUAUAAACCAUUCCGUUCCUCCUUUCCGUUGCCCAUUCAGCUCUCCACAACUCAACGGCUUCACAAUGACACGCCAGACCCCCCAACUCUCUCGACAUGUCGACGCCCAACCCAGCGGAUCUGGCCACGCUGACCAAUACAGCGCCGCCUACACAAUACGCGAAGCGCCGUUUGGAACACCUCGGCCCAUCCGUAUCAUCGGGGUUGGCGCCGGAGCCAGCGGCAUCAACCUGACCCGCACCCUCAGAAACACGCUUGGUGCUUCAACCUUCGAACUUGUCAUCUACGAGAAAAACGAGGACGUCGGAGGUACCUGGUUUGAGAACCGCUACCCGGGAUGCAAGUGCGACGUGCCCAGCCACAACUACCAAUUCACAUGGAGGCCGAACCCGGCCUGGUCGAGCUUCUUCGCUCCCGCAGCCGAGAUCCAAGAGUACUUGUGUCAGAUUUGUGAUGACGAGAACCUGCGGCCUUACAUCAAGACCUCGCACCGGGUCGUGGGAGCGGUUUGGUCUGAGCACCGGGCCGUGUGGGAUUUGCAGAUCAAGGACUUGAAGACCGGUGGGGUCUUUGAGGACUACGCCAACUUUUUCAUUGACUCAACCGGUAUCCUGAACAAAUGGAGGUUCCCAGACCUUGAGGGCUUGUCUGACUUCAAGGGGGCUGUUGUCCACAGUGCAAACUGGCCCAAGGACUUCGACUACGCGAACAAGACGGUGGCCGUUAUUGGAAAUGGAGCGUCUGGUGUUCAGAUUGUUCCAGCUAUUAGGCCCCACGUGAAGAAACUUCACCACAUCAUCCGUACACCAACCCUGAUCAUCCCGCCUCGGAUUACCACAAUGAAAAUGGGCCCUUCCGCUUCUCUGCUAGAACAGAUUGAGAUGGACGAGGAAGAACGAUUCUCGGCGGCGACCAUUGCGAAGUUCCAGAACGACCGGGCUUUUUACAAGACGUUCGCGCAGACACUCGAGAUGGAUUCAAACAUCAAAUUUGCCGUUUCCCUCAUCGCCGACAGUCCUCAACAGGCAUGGGCAUUGGGAAAGACAAGAGAGUUCAUGACGGCCAUGCUGGGGGGCAACGAGAGGCUCUGCAAGCAGCUAAUACCCGACUUUCCCCUAGGGUGCAAGCGACUCACUCCUGCACCCGGAUAUCUCGAGUCGUUCCGUGACCCCAGGGUUUCUCUUCACACUGAUUGCAUCAAGAGGGUUGUAUCUCGGGGCAUAGAGCUGUCCAACGGUGAAAUUCUCGAGGUUGAUGCCAUCAUCUGUGCUACUGGCUUCGAUUCUUCGUUUCGCCCUGCUUUCCCGCUUGUUGGCCGACACGGCAACUUGCAGGACAUAUGGUCUGAGCAAACACCCAAAGCAUACAUGUCCCUCGCCGUCGCAGGCCUGCCCAACUACUUUAAGUUCCUAGGUCCCAACGCUCCUAUCGUACAGGGCGAUGUUUUCACACUCAGCGAGCACAUCGCCAGCUAUAUUGCCACCGCAAUUCGCAAGUGCCAAACGCAGGGGAUUCGAACCAUCGCCCCUUCGGAAGCCGCCGUUGAGAACUACUUUGAGCAUAUCACAGCUUUCAUGCCGCGUACGGUCUUUGCGGGCGGAUGUAGGUCCUGGUACAAGCAGGGCGAGGUCAACGGCCCCGUGACGGGUCUGUACCCUGGGAGCCGAACGCAUUUCAUCCAGCUUUUGGAGCACUUCAGGGGCGAGGACUGGGAGUACACGUAUGAGAAUGCAAGGCAGAACCGCUUCGCCUAUCUGGGCAAUGGCUUCACUGCGCCGGAGAUGGCGAUGCUCAAGGCCGGAGCCCCCGCUUCAUGAGGUAUGCUGGCAGGAGACAUUGCUUAACAGGACCUUGUACAUCGACAGGGAUUAGAAGGCCGGACUUAUUCUGGGUGGUCUGCUGGCAUUGAUUUGGGAUGGGUCUUCUGCAUUUUGGCACGCCGAAUAUGAAGUCAGCUUUUUAACGAGACUGAAUCAGGUACUAAUGGUGACAUGUGACGAGAUAUUUGACCGAGUGAAGUCGAACUGGGGGAGGAAGGGGGGCGU
Colletotrichum destructivum is the source of this 3549-nucleotide messenger RNA. Its product is annotated as Putative FAD/NAD(P)-binding domain superfamily. Lineage: Eukaryota; Fungi; Ascomycota; Sordariomycetes; Glomerellales; Glomerellaceae. The coding region runs from base 1570 to 3321 and encodes 583 amino acids. The record is from RefSeq and is a predicted model, not a curated record. The transcript is spliced from 4 exons.